AUGAGCUUAGGCUUUUGCCCUAACAUUUCCUCUUCUCAUCCGUUUUCCUCCGUUUCCAAUUCGCAUUCUCGUCGUCACUGCAUCCGCCUCUGCUCCGUCUCUCGUGUUUCCAACCAUUUCUCCGUCUCAGGGGGAAAGGGCUUGGUCUUGAGUGCACAUUUUGGUUAUAAGAGCGAUAGACUGAGUGAGUUCCAAACGGAGGAUUUGAUGGCUCGAGAAAAGGAAUCUUCAGAAGUAAACAGAAACCCUUACCCACCAAUAGAGCCUUACAGUAAUGGUUUUUUGAAGGUGUCAGAUAUUCAUACUAUUUACUGGGAGCAAUCGGGGAAUCCCGCUGGCCAUCCAGUGGUGUUUCUACACGGGGGACCAGGGGGAGGAACUGCUCCAGGCAAUAGAAGAUUCUUUGACCCAGAUUUUUAUAGAAUUAUUUUGUUUGACCAGCGAGGUGCAGGGAAAAGUACCCCGCAUGCUUGCUUGGAGGAUAAUACCACGUGGGACCUCAUUGAUGACAUUGAGAAGCUAAGAGAACACUUGGAAAUUCCAGAGUGGCAGGUCUUUGGAGGUUCCUGGGGUAGUACGCUGGCUCUUGCUUAUGGUCAAUCUCAUCCUGAAAAGGUUACGGGAUUAGUUCUUAGAGGGAUCUUUCUUCUGCGUAAAAAAGAAGUUGAUUGGUUCUAUGAAGGUGGUGCUGCUGCUAUAUAUCCUGACGCUUGGGAGUCUUUUAGAGACCUCAUUCCCGAAAGUGAGAGAGGAUGUUUUGUUGAUGCUUAUAGUAAGAGACUAAAUUCAAAUGACAUGGAAACCCAAUAUGCUGCUGCAAGAGCGUGGACCAAAUGGGAAAUGAUGACUGCUCAUCUUAUGCCAAACGAGGAGAAUAUUAAGAGAGGAGAGGAUGAUAAUUUUUCAUUGGCGUUUGCAAGGAUUGAAAACCAUUACUUUAUAAAUAAGGGUUUUUUCCCUUCUGAUUCCUUUCUGUUAGAUAAUGUUGACAAGAUACGACAUAUCAAUGCUAUAAUUGUACAGGGAAGAUAUGAUGUUUGCUGCCCAAUGAUGUCGGCUUGGGAUCUUCAUAAAGUGUGGCCAGAGGCUGAGUUAAAGAUCAUUCAAAACGCAGGCCAUUCUGCCAAUGAACCUGGAAUAGCUGCAGAGCUCGUGGCUGCGAACGAGAAGCUGAAGAACAUCCUCCAGAAGAACGAACCAUAAUAACACUCCAAGCACCUUACUACUAUGAAUAUGAAGACAUGAAUUUAAUCGAUCUCAAAUAUCUCAAGCACUUGUCAUCUAGGCGCUCAAGCACUUGUCAUCUAGGCGCUCAAGCACUUGUCAUCUAGGCGCUCGUUGAAGACUUUGUAAAGCCUCUAUUAAGGACACCCAA
Messenger RNA from Momordica charantia (bitter melon), 1375 nucleotides. RefSeq names its product proline iminopeptidase (gene PIP). Gene Ontology annotation, biological process: proteolysis. Lineage: Eukaryota; Viridiplantae; Streptophyta; Magnoliopsida; Cucurbitales; Cucurbitaceae. Gene Ontology annotation, molecular function: aminopeptidase activity. The record is from RefSeq and is a predicted model, not a curated record. Gene Ontology annotation, cellular component: cytoplasm.